GACCAGGCUGGCAUUUGAUUGAAGGAACGCCAAGAUGCAGACAUACAAGGGAGCUAUUUUGGUUUUUGUGACUCUAGGGUGUUUCAUUGGUGGUGUCUUGUCUACUUGUCCUGCAGAUGUACAUGUUAAUGGCUGCAGCAUCCCAUUGAAUGCGCCUUUUCCAUACAAGGAGCUAUUUAAACCUGUCUGUAACAGACACGACGUUUGCUACAUAUGUGGAAAUCGCUAUGGCUGGACUAGAGAAAUCUGCGAUGUAGCAUUUAAGCGUGACAUGGAACAAAAAUGCACCGACAGAUACAACAACAGAAAACGGUUCUUCAGCUCUAUUUGGAACGGCAUAACGGGGGCAACUAAGGUCGCAACAGAGAUUGCCAAAUGGCCUUUUAUUCGUGGAGAUCUUAAUCAUUGCAAACACGGGGCUAAAAUAUAUUACGAAGCCGUGAAGUACUUUGGAAAGAGUUACUUUGUCUCAAGCUCUCCAGAAUGGUGCAAAGAAGAAUGCGCAAAAAAUGCUGGAAAUCCAAACAUUUAAGUGAACAGAAAACGACAGAAAUAUAGCAGAAUACACUGAAAAAUUCAAUCUGGAAUAUAAAAUGAUUAUAAUUGUAGAUAUAUCGUAAAUAUAAA
Rhopilema esculentum is the source of this 627-nucleotide messenger RNA. Its product is annotated as conodipine-P3. Gene Ontology annotation, molecular function: A2-type glycerophospholipase activity. Gene Ontology annotation, biological process: phospholipid metabolic process; arachidonate secretion. Lineage: Eukaryota; Metazoa; Cnidaria; Scyphozoa; Rhizostomeae; Rhizostomatidae. The record is from RefSeq and is a predicted model, not a curated record.